This is a messenger RNA of Nematostella vectensis (starlet sea anemone), 3466 nucleotides long. RefSeq names its product nucleolar protein 14. The record is from RefSeq and is a predicted model, not a curated record. Lineage: Eukaryota; Metazoa; Cnidaria; Anthozoa; Actiniaria; Edwardsiidae. Gene Ontology annotation, biological process: maturation of SSU-rRNA. Bases 205 to 2787 code for a protein of 860 amino acids. Gene Ontology annotation, cellular component: small-subunit processome; nucleolus; Noc4p-Nop14p complex. The transcript has 30 exons.
CUUUUUUCUUGACAAAUAUAGUGUCCGCAUCCGAAAAGAAAAUGUGAAAGCGCUAUAUCUGCACAGCGGUUUCUCCUAGGAAUUCAAAAUGGCGUCCUGCACGUGUGUUUUUAUUUAGAUGAUUUUUUUGUCGCAUUUAUAGGGGAUACAAAGACUAUUCGGAUGCCAUGAAGACUGUUUAUGUUUGAGUAUUUGAACUAAAUCAUGGUAAAGCUUAAGAAAUCGAUUUCGGCCGCUAAAAAAGCGGCCAAAAGAAAUGCCCAACAGAAGACUGUGACCAACAACCCCUUCGAGGUUCACGUAAACAAGCAAAAAUAUGAAAUCCUCGGGCGAAAGAUGAAGCACGACCGUGGACUGCCAGGAGUUUCCAGAUCUAAGGCCAUGAAAAAGCGCCAGAAGACAUUGUUAACAGAGUAUAAACAAAAAAACAAGGCAAACAUCUUUGUGGAUAAACGCUUUGGUGAAAAUGACGCAGAGAUGACCUUAGAGGACAAGCUGAUGCAAAGAUUCACCAUCGAGAAACAGCACCAUCAUGCAAAAGCCGGUAUUUAUAACCUUGAAGAGGAAGAGCUCACCCAUCUUGGUCACUCCCUUGGUGAUGUUGGGAAGUUUGAUGAUGUUCGACUCAGUGAUGAGGAAGAUCAAGAAGAUGAGAAAGAUGUACAGGAUGCACAUUUCGGAGGUUUUCUUAUGAAGGCAACCAAGCAGGAAAGUGACAGAGAGAAUGAGGAGGGUAAACACAGGUCCAGGAAAGAGAUCAUGGAGGAGGUGGUGGCGAAGUCAAAGUUGAAAAAGCAUGAGAGACAAAUGGCCAAAGCAGAGUCCUCUAACCUGACAGAAACACUAGACCAGGACUGGAAGGAGAUUAGAUCCAUGCUUUCAUUUAGAGAUCCUCACCACAAAACAGAAGUGAAAGCUGAUGACUAUGACAUUGCAGUGAAAGAACUGGCCUUUGAACUAAAAGGAAAGGCAACCAACAAACUCAAAACAGAUGAGCAGAUUGCAAAAGAAGAGCAAGAGAGACUUAGCAGACUAGAGGCUGAAAGGAUACGAAGGAUGAGGGGUCUACCGCCAGAGGACAGCAAGCCCAAGCACACGUCUGCUGAUGACCUGGGGGACAGUUUUAGCAUCCAGACUGAUGACAGGAUCUCUGUCAGCUACUGGGAUGGAAAAAUCAAUCUUCCUGAAGGUGAAGAAACCUUGGAGUAUGAGUGGCUUGGAAAAAAAGCAGGGAAAUCUGAUGGCAGUGAUGAUGGUGACAAGGAUGGUGAUGGUGAAGAGAUUGCUGACGAGAGUGGUGAAGAUGAAGAUGAUGAUGAUGACAUCAGCGGAGAAGAUGAUGCAGGCAGUGAUCUUGAUUCUGACCCAGAAAGUGCUGAUGAGGAUGAACAAGUAGAGAUCAGUAACGCCAAGAAACACAAGAAAGACUUGAUGUCAUCUGUAAAGAAAUCUUCAUCUGUGGCUGCCAAAAAAGAGCUGCCAUUUACCUUCAAUGCUCCAAAGAACUACAGUGAAUUCACUUCAAUGAUUUCUAAAUGGAAAAGGGAUGACGUCCUCACCAUUAUUGAAAGAAUUAAGGCUUGCAAUCACCCCAAGAUAUUGCCAGAAAACAAAAUUAAAAUGGAAAUAUUUUUCUCAAUUCUUCUUGAAUUCAUGAAAGACUUACUGACAGAAUGCCCUCCUGAUAUAAAGACCGUCAACAAACUUACCCGCCAUCUGUUCGACAUAGCCCAGCAUUCACCCGUUAACACGUCCAGAGUCGUUCAGGGUUUCUUGAGAAAAGCUCAGAGUCAGUUCACCGAGCAGCUAGAUUGCACAGGAGGAAAGGGAAAGUUUCCUGGUCUUGACACACUGAUGAUGCUUCCUCUUAUAACUGUGCUCUUCCCAACAUCAGACUUCAAACACAGUGUCUGCACACCAGCCAUGGUGUAUAUAGCUGAGCUUCUAGCACAGAGCCGAGUACGCUGUAUAACAGAUGUUUUGAAGGGUUUGUUCCUGUGUUCAACUGUAUUAGAGUUUAUUGGAGUUUCCAAACGGCUUGUUCCGGAGGCAAUCAACUUUCUGUGUGGCACGUUUUACCUUGCUUCAGACAAAACCAGUGAAACAUCGCAUCUAUUGAUGCCUUUCAAAGCCAAGUCCAAGUGGAGUGACCUCCUCAAGAUCCAGACUGAUGAAAAUGCAACGGUGAUCAAGGAAGCUAAAGUCUCCAUUAUUGAAGCUUUAUCAGAUGGUGAUCUCAGUAACACACAAACCAGAGUGAGUGUGCUGCAUUUGGCAUUACGUAUAACCUCAGAACUAUGUGAGCUGUACAAAGACCUACCAGCCUUUAAAGAGACUUUUUCACCAGUCCUAUGUCACCUGCACAGAAUCCCCAUCAAGACCUACCCAGCAUUUGUCAAGGAAUUGCAUUCUAGUCUAGUUGCAAGGAUAGAAGCUUUAUCCGGUCAGGUGCGCAGUCACCUCGCCCUGCAAACCAGGAAGCCACAGCCCAUUAAAACGUUUGAGCCAAAGUUUGAUGAACAUUAUGAUAUCAAAUCGAAAAAGAACAAAGGAAGCAAAAAAGCCAACGAAGAUCAAAAGCUCAAGUACAAGUUCAAGAGGGAAUUCAAGGGUGCAAUCAGAGAGGUUCGCAAAGACAGUCAGUUCCUGGCGAGACAGAAACACCAAGAGCAGAUGGACAGGGAUGCUGAGCGCAUGCGCAAAGUGAAGCAGAUAGAGCACAUGCUGUCCAAUCAGCAAGCAGAAACGAACGAAAUGAACCGGAAGAAGCGCAAACACAGGGCCUAACAGGGUAGGCACGUCGUCCAAUCAGCGAACAGAAACUAAUGAAAUGAACCGCAAGAAGUGCAAACGCAGGAAAUAAAGACGUGCAGGUGCCAGACGUUUCAAAAAAGUCGUCCAAUCAGUAAACAGAAACGAACGAAAUGAACAGCAAGAAGCGUAAACGGAGGUCACGUGACUCACGAAGUUUUCACCACGUCCUUCAGAUACUUCAGAACACGUAACGCUGCUAGCGCUGAAUUACAGUGAAAUAUAGUGUGAAACGAAAAAAAAAAAAACCGAACUACGGGAGGGAAUAGGUUUUUAAGAGUAACAUCCUCAUUGUUUAUUUUUUAUCUGUACAAACUAAGGAACGGUUUGUGACAAAAUGAUGUGGCUAUAUUGUAUCGUCGACAAAGCAUUUACAAAGGCUGACCGCGCCUCGCUAAGAUGUCGGCUCUUGAGAGCGACCGAAAACUGACAACUAUAUGUGGCCAGGGGGAGGGGGAGGCAACCAGCAGGACUAACAGGUAGUUUACUGAAUGAAUAGUCAAGUUUCGAAUGCCACUGUGCCCCGCUGGACAUAGGCACAAAGGACUCAUAAAUACAGAUGUUACCCUUAGCAAUAUAUACAUCUCUGGUGGAAAAAAAAACUUUUCCCACUUGACUUCGAUCUCUUUAGCUAAUAAAAUUCUUUGAAACGAAA